GGCAGCGACAACUGCAGGCAUUGCAUGUCGGCAAUCUUCGACUGUACAGGGGAGCAAUAAGAUGCCUGUAGCUCUACAUAUGGCAAUGGCUCUGCAGAAGGGAUUGCCCACCAAUCACUCUCCACUUGGGGCAGAAUCCGCCGACCAGGUGGAAGGAUCAUCUGAACCAGAGUUCAGAACACCGGAGCCAGAACCAAAGCAGGAACUACAGUCGAGAUUGGAACGGGGACCAGGACCAGGACCAGGACCAGGACCGGGACCAGGACCAGAACCAGGACCAGGACCAGAGAGGGAAGGAGGAGCGAAUCUGGAACUGGAACUAGAAACAGGACUGGAAGGUAAACCACAACCGGAACAGGAACCGGAACUAGAACCAGGACUGGAAUGCGAACGUGAAGUGGAAACUUCAACGGUCCCACUUUCAAGAGUGGAAAGUGGGGAGAGGGAGGGGCUGAUUUCCCUCGAAAAAGAUUGCCAAGAAUCAGACGAUCGUGAUUAUUUGCUGGUGGAUCCUACGGGUCAGCAUCUUCGGUCCUCGGACUCCAGCUCCGGUCGUUAUUCAUUGAAGAAUGGACAAGGCGUUACAAUCGGUAUCGGCGGAAGCGGGAAGCAUUGUCACCUGGAUGCAACGGAGAGCGAGUGUGAGCGUCCGCGGAUGGCGAGAGCAGAUGGCCUUUCUCCUGCUUGGCCCUCAGAUGAAGAUGCCGUCGUUUGCAGAUUCUUGACAAAGAUCGUUGGGCGGAGAUUCCAUCGGCAAGUGAGUUGCUCAGCCGGACAGACAGUGGAGUUGGUACGAGAACCGACCAACCUCAAGGAUCCAAACGCUGUGAAGGGACUGAUCAUCGCAGAACCUCUAACGAAGUUCGGCAAUGUGGAACUGCAAGUCACUUGUCGAAGGAGGGUUGGCACAACAGGAUUGACAUCAGAAGCUGCUCUGCCCUCCCUGAGUUGUGUAGCAAGCCAGCAAGCAGCCAGCAACUGCAGAAAUGGUUUCAGCAGAGUUGAAGAUACACAAUCUGGGUACGCACCCCUCUCUAUAUCGUUGUCCGUUGAUCGUACAUUGGAGGGUCCUGAUACGUUGCGUCCUUUUCGAACUGCUGGAGCAGAGGUAGAUGCCGAUGCCAAUACCAAAAUGUCGGGCCAUGAAGACCCCUCGUUUGACGGGAAUGGCCACCAGAUGACCAGUUUGGGUGAUUCUGUGGUUGAUAAUGUAUUAUUAGACAGCAGAGAAAACUGGGGAAAUGACGAUAAUCGGAGAUUGCAGACUCGCUCCCAGUUCCCAGGAUCUCCUACAGAGAACGGCGGUAUUGUGCGAUGUAAACAGGAUGGGGGUGACGAGUGGAGCCAUGGUUAUGACCAUGGCUCCACUAAAGUUGCAGUCGAAGAGCCGGGUGUGCAUUCCCGAUCCCAACCACAUUAUGAAUAUCUGACUGCCGCUGAGGAGACUGCUAUUGCGCGAUCCGGAGGUGGAGAGGACAACACCAAUGUGUUAACGCCUGGUUCAAACUUGGAGUUUGAACCAGGUUUAGACCAGGCUGACCAGCGCAAUAUUCGGCAGGUUGUGGUUUUGGAUGUUGGUGAAGCUGGUGUAGACUUCAAACCUGGCUCGCCCUUGGAGUCCAAACCUGGUUCAGACCAAGUUGAUGUCGACAAACCUGGUUCGAACUUCAAAUCCAACAGGAGGAUGUUGGAUUUGCAGUUGAAACCAGGUUCAAAAAGCCAGGUCGAUGUUGACGAACUUGGUCUGAACACCAAAUCCAACAGCCUGGUUUGCUCCCCCCUCCUCAUCUCAACGCAGCAGGAAGAUAGUGACAGUCCAUGUCAUAUUGUUGCAGAGGAGAAGCAGUUGCAGGUGCUCGUGAACAAGCUACUCCAUGCAGCAGAGACGUACCGCAAAGGUUCUGUGAAAGGAUGGAAAAAGGUUUGUGGGAGCGCAAAUGGGGAGGUGGGUUUGGGUGCCCACACAGGGUGCGACGGUGUUGAAGAGAACAACAACAGGCAGGACUUCACGUCAAAUUACCAAGAGAGUUUCCGUUAUGUGCUGCAAACUGUUCUUGAACGAGAUCAUCAUAUCUUCGAGGAAGACGAGGCUGCCUUUCUUGGGGCCUUUGGUGAGUUAUCAGGAGAUGCGCAGCGCCUCUUUAUACGUCUCUAUCAACGGAAAGGUCCUUGGUUCCGCAUCAACAGCUUGGAAUACGGAGACAUCACUGAUAUUCAUGCUGCUAUCAAUGAGCUUGCUGAGUCCAAUUAUAUGGUCACAGACGAUGAAAUGGGCAGCGCCGAUUGUGAAGACUGGCAGAGGGAUGGCUAUGUGAGAGACAGACUCGAAGUUCUUGUUGGGGCAGAGCUGCGUUCGCUCGUCUGCCGCACAAACAUUAAGAAAAAAUCGGAGGCGGCAGGUGCGAAAAGGAAAGAGCUUUUGGAUUGCACAGUGGCAGCAGUAUUAGACCGGACACAGAAAAGUGCCGGCUCUCCUUCCAUGUGCGCAGCUAGAACAGUGUGGACCAUGUGCUCAGAGAUGACAGGGCGCUGCAUUCGGAUCACAGAGAAAGCAUUGCAGUUAUUUUCAAUGGUGCAGAGGCUUUUCUUCCUUAAUAGCGGCCAGGAGCUCACUGUUUUCAUUUUAGUGGACAUGGGCCGCGUGAAGUACCCAAGCUAUCGGUGCUCCCCAACUUGUUCGGUCUUCCCGCGAAGAGAGGAGUUCAUUUCUUAUCUCAAGGCCGUGGAGCUGGCCCAAGACAUGGAGAUGGCUGUUGAGCAGAAUGAUACACAAGGAGCCUUGAAUGCGCUGGAAGAAGCGCGAGUCAUGCUCUCGGGCGCAGUAGGUCAUGACGGUCACGGUACUGUGCAAGAUUGCGCUCUCUCUGACACGUGGGAAAGUGGUGCCCGGUCUGACACCUGUCAGCCUCUCUCUGACAAAGAACGCCGUCCCUUCGGAAGGGACAACGAGGCCUGCCUCCCAUCCUCCUCCUCCUCCUCCUCCAUCGCAACCACAUACGAUGAACGACUGCAUUCGUCCCAAAAGCGCCAGCUUUGCGAUUGUACCUCCAGCAACGAGAGAAGUCAGUGUUUUGACGGUCGGGAGCCCAGCUGGAUAAUGAUCGAACAGCGGCUGCAAACUCAUCGAGACCAUCUGUUCCUGUCACGAUUCUCGUCAGAUUGGGUUUAUGCGAACGUGGCCACCGUGGGUGUCUCAGUUCUUGAACGAGAACGAAG
Messenger RNA from Chara braunii, 3216 nucleotides. Lineage: Eukaryota; Viridiplantae; Streptophyta; Charophyceae; Charales; Characeae. The record is from the annotation of a GenBank genome assembly.